Messenger RNA from Insectozyma verbasci, 1155 nucleotides. The record is from the annotation of a GenBank genome assembly. Lineage: Eukaryota; Fungi; Ascomycota; Pichiomycetes; Serinales; Debaryomycetaceae.
AUGAGUGAAACCAAAGAUGAAAAGAAAGAUGUUACAACACCAGUUAUUAUCUGUAUUGGUAUGGCUGGAUCAGGUAAAACUACAUUCAUGCAAAGAUUAAAUUCAUAUUUACAUACUCAAAAACAAAUACCGUACGUUUUAAAUUUAGAUCCAGCAGUUUUAAAAAUUCCAUAUAGACCAAAUAUAGAUAUUCGAGAUUCAAUUAAAUAUAAAAAAGUAAUGGAGGAAUAUAAUUUAGGUCCUAAUGGUGCUAUAGUUACAAGUUUAAAUUUGUUUUCAACCAAAAUUGAUCAAGUCUUGAAACUAAUUGAAAAAAAACAAGACAAGAUUAAAAAUGUUAUAAUUGAUACUCCUGGUCAAAUUGAAUGUUUUAUAUGGAGUGCAUCUGGUGCAAUUAUAACUGAAUCAUUUGCAUCCCAAUUUCCUACAAUUAUUGCUUAUAUUGUUGAUACUCCAAGAAAUACAAAUCCAACUACUUUCAUGUCAAAUAUGUUAUAUGCUUGUUCAAUAUUAUAUAAAACUAAGUUGCCUAUGAUUGUUGUAUUUAAUAAAACUGAUGUUAAAAAUUGUGAAUUUGCAAAAGAAUGGAUGACUGAUUUUGAAAUUUUUCAAGAAGCUAUUAAAAAAAAUCAAGAAGAAGAAGGCGAACAAGGUAGUGGAUACAUGAAUUCAUUAAUUAAUUCAAUGAGUUUAAUGUUGGAAGAAUUUUAUAGUAGUCUUGAUGUUGUUGGAGUGUCCAGUUAUACAGGACAAGGAUUUGAUGAAUUUAUGAAUGCUGUAGAUAAUAAAAUUGAUGAAUAUAAUGAUUAUUAUAAAACUGAAAGAGAAAGAAUAUUGAAACAAAAGGAAUUAGAUGAAAAGAAAAGAAAAGCUAAAUCUUUAAAUAAAUUAAUGAAAGAUAUGGAUAUGAAAGAUAAAAAUGCUGAUGUAUUAUCAGAUUAUGAAGAAUCAGAAGAUGAUGAAUUACAAGGUGAAGUUUUAAGAGAUGAAGAACAAGUUGAAAGAGAAUAUACAUUUCCAGAAGAUAGACAAAAUGAAUUAGGUACUGAUGAAGAUUUACAAAAAAGAUAUCAACAAGCAUUUGAGCAAAGUGCAAAACCAGCAUCUUCAAAAACUGCAGAAUCAAUAGCAAAUUAUAUAAAAGGAAGUCAAUAA